Molecule: messenger RNA, 1485 nt
Organism: Exophiala dermatitidis NIH/UT8656
Lineage: Eukaryota; Fungi; Ascomycota; Eurotiomycetes; Chaetothyriales; Herpotrichiellaceae
Exons: 2
Coding region: 1-1485 (494 amino acids)
Source: RefSeq, a predicted model, not a curated record
AUGACUACGACUAGUACGUCAACCACGUCGAGCACUACAGCGAGUACUACGACCACGACGACUUCUACAACUACAAGUACUGCCACUACGUCAACAACGUCGAGCGACACAACAACGAGUACUACCACGACCAGUACUACGACCACUUCUGCAAGCACAACGACUACUAGUACUACGACAACCGCACCAGUUACGACCACGACGACCACGGCCACUACCCCUAGCACAACGACUACUACGACCACGACGGGUGCUACUACGACCACAACAACAACUACCACGACAACAGGGGCUACGACGACGACGACGACGACGACGACGACGACAACAGCAUCUACCAGCACCACAACAGCUGCAACGACUACAACGACCAGUACAACUACGAAGAGCACUACCACCACGACGACAACAACACCGGGGACCACGCAGGGGGUACCCAACUAUACGUCGCUGGCAUCGACUGUAUAUGCGUCAUCUGUGUCAGCGGCUCUUGGAACCGGUACUCUCUGUGCAGGAUCGAACGUGAUGUCAACCAGUCAAGCAUCGUUCCCGAUCUACCCGGGGGCGUACAACUACCAAAAGGUGGCCCUAUCAAACAAUCCUACCACUGUCUACGAAGUGGAAUGCUACAUGAGUGCCAACCAGGGUAGCCCUAACGCGGCGACGAUAAACGGCGUGAACUCACUAGAAUACUGCAUUGAUCAAUGCACGCAGUUGGGCCAAUCGGGGUGCACGGUGGCAUACUGGUCAGUCAAGGCCCAAACAUGCCAGUUGUACCCCAACUCGGCCACGCCAGGCGGAUCUGUUGCUCCGGGCGCGGAGGGACCAAACAGCUUGAUUUUUGGCGUGCGGACGGCGCGACUUUUGACGACGGUGGCCCCGAAUGUUGUUGAUGCAACAUACCUCCUGGCCCCGGGUGCACAGUACAAUCUAGGGCUUUGUGGCGGAUCUGCUGGCAACUAUUAUUACGACAAGACGUUUAUCGGCGUGUACCACUCAGACAACACGAUCCGAGCCGGCCGGGCUGACAUCUGGUUUGUGAACUGUGGGGGCAACACAUACUACUCCUCAUCCAUUGCAAGUUCCCAGCUGAACUCGACGCAAAUGACCACCGUCAUGACCAACACCGGCUUCCAGAACCCGCCUACCACCUCGGACGACUGUGCUCGUUUGUGUGCCUAUACCAACGUCUACGCCGGCGACAAUACCGGCAAUCCACUCAACUGUCGGCUGUGGCAUUGGACCAUCGCCAACCAGUGCAUCUUGUUCAGCUCUCGCGGCAGUCAGCCCUCGCCACUCACCAAUGACAAUACCAUUCAAGCUUCUGGUAUUUAUCGCGGCAGCACAAACGCAGAAUACCCUCUCAGUCAGGUGGCGAGCUACAAGCGGUCCCUUCCGCCAGGGCUUGGUCCGCAGCGUGUCCAUGCCAGAGAUGCACUGGCUGAUGGGGGCAUUCAUGUGCCGGAUGUCAUCAUCCCGUUCUAG